AUGCAAAUGUUCAACUUUUUUGUUAUCAUUCUUGGGUUUAUUUCUCCAUGUCUAUGUACGAGAUUGAAUGUUGGAACAAAAAAUAACAAUUAUAAUGUGAUGGAUUAUGGUGCACGUGGCGAUGGAAAAACUGAUGAUUCACACGCCUUUGUAAAUGCAUGGAGUAGUGCAUGUAAAUACGGAGGGACAUUAACUAUACCAGCAGAAAAAUCAUUCAUGGCGACGAAUGUAAAAUUUAGUGGUCCUUGCAAACCCAAAAUUCAUAUUCAGUUUGAUGGAAAAAUAGUUGCACCCCCUAAAGCAGUGUGGAAAAGUGGAGAAUAUUUGAUUUACAUUGAUAAUUUAGACGGACUCACAAUUGAUGGUAAUGGUAAAGGAGGAGCUGAUGGAGAUGGUUCAACUUGGUGGCAAUGCCAAAAUUGUAAUCGACCUGGGGUACAGCUCUUUCAUUUUCAUUCCUGCAAGAAUCUCAAAGUUAGUAACAUAAUGGUCACUAAUAGCCCAAGUGGUCAUGUAUCUGUUAACCAGUGCAAUGGUGCAACAUUCUCACAUAUAUCUAUUAACUCUCCUUCUAAUAGUCCCAACACUGAUGGCUUUGACAUUUCUUUUUCUAGUAAUAUCUUGGUAGAAGAUUCAAACAUAAAAUCUGGUGACGAUUGUAUUGCCAUUAACGGUGACUCCUCUUUUAUCAAUGCUACUGGUAUUACUUGUGGACCAGGCCAUGGAAUAAGUGUUGGUAGCCUUGGUAAAGUAAGACCUAAUGAUAAAGUUUCCGAUGUUCAUGUACGGAAUUGCACCUUCACCGGAACUUCAAAUGGAGGAAGAAUCAAGACAAAAAUGGGUGGAUCAGGCUAUGCAAAAAAUAUUAUUUUUGAGGAAAUCAUCCUAGAUAAUGUCAAGAACCCGAUUAUUAUAGAUCAGAAAUAUAAAAAUGGGCUGCCUAGGAAUACAGAUGUGGUGGUGAGUGAUGUAAAAUUUCGAGGAUUUACGGGAACUUGUUCUGGCGACAUAGCUAUUAAUUUAGAUUGUAGAAAGAAGCUUUCAGUUGUUUGCAAUAAUGCCUAUGGAACUGCUACAAAUACUAUUCCAAGUGUUACUUGUCUACUUAAAUAA
This is a messenger RNA of Trifolium pratense (red clover), 1113 nucleotides long. RefSeq names its product probable polygalacturonase At3g15720. The transcript is spliced from 10 exons. NCBI's taxonomy places the organism in Eukaryota, Viridiplantae, Streptophyta, Magnoliopsida, Fabales, Fabaceae. Gene Ontology annotation, biological process: carbohydrate metabolic process. The record is from RefSeq and is a predicted model, not a curated record. The coding region runs from base 1 to 1113 and encodes 370 amino acids. Gene Ontology annotation, molecular function: polygalacturonase activity.